AUGAGCGCGACUCCCGCUGUCCUCAGAGCUUCAGCCUGCUCAGCCUGCAGGUUCUCGGCUCUGCGACUCUUCGUCAGCAGCUUCGCGACUCCCAGAGCUCCUCUUCCAGCAGCCCGUACCCGGAUUCUCUCCCCGGCCGUCACCUACUCGACUUUCCGACCUUCCCCUCGACUACUGGCUAGCCCGGCCAUCGAAGAACACGCUGAGCCUGCCGCUCAAGAGCAACCGAACAAGAUCGAGGAUGCUCAGGCAGAGGCGAACAAAGCAGAGGCCAGCACAGAGACGAGCAAUGAAGGCGGCGCUGAUGUGCCGUGGUAUCUUCAAGUCGACGCCCCCACACAUCCCACCCUCGUACACGAGCCGCCGCCGCUGCCAGACAUUCCCGAGGGUUCUCCCAAGCUGAUGGAGCCCUUGGUGAAGUUCGUAUCCGAUGAGCUGGGCAUGGACAACCUCGACCUUCUCGAUCUUCGCGCGAUCGAUCCGCCACCUGCUCUGGGGCCCGAGGUGCUGAUGCUCUUUGGCACUGCCCGCAGUGAGCGUCACUUGCACGUCUCUGCCGACCGUCUGGUACGCUGGCUGCGCAACCGUGGAAUCUCGGCCAAGGCUGACGGCUUGCUGGGAAGGAAUGAGUUGAAGACAAAACUGAGGAGGAAGGCCCGCAAGGCGAAGCUUCUCGGUACUACGGGCCUUCCGAGUGGAGCUGACGACGGCAUCACCACCGGUUGGAUUUGCGUUAAUCUCGGCACUAUUGGAUGGUCGGACAUGGAAAUGGAGUUCAAGGACGAGAAUGGCAUGACAAGCGGUUUCGGUGUGCCCCAAAGCGGGACCACAAUUGUUGUGCAGCUGAUGACGGAGACACGGAGGGAGGAGUUGGCUCUGGAAAAGCUUUGGAGCGGCAUCCUGCGGCGCAGUCUGGAGAGGCAGGACAAGAUCGACGGGAAGCUUCCUGAUGCCACCUUCACCACUGCGCCCGACACUGUAUCGCGCUCUACCUUCUUGCGCCCGACACCCAUUCGUUCAAGUGGACGGAACCGGAAGAGACCUGAUCGCUUGUACUUCUCUACCUCGGCGCGACAGCACGCAAAGGCCGUCGACGUUUCCCAAACUGACUUGGCUACAGCAAUGGCUGGAUGGGAAUACAGCAACGCUAGCCCGUCUACGAUUGACAACCUUCUGGCCCAGGAUACCGAUUCCAAGGUUCAGCUCUUAUUCCAGAUGCAGGACUACCUCUACAGCCUUCCCAAGGACCAGGCCCUCUCAGCGGUAUCCCUUUGCGAAGACGGUUCCCCCAGCACCUUUAUGCGCCUGUUCAACCGUGCCAUCGAGAAUCUGCCCUCCGCCCAGGCGUGGGAGGCCCGCCUCUGGCUCGAAAAGGCAGCACGUGCCCUUCAGCAUCCCGACCACGGCCUGGCCCGACUCGGCGACCUUAUCCAGGAAAUGAAGCUCUCGGGAGCAGCCGAUCUUUCGCGCGAAAAGUUUGUGGACUUCCUCCGGAUGAUAUUUGCCAUACCAGAGACGACUGACGCAGGCGUUCGCCAACAGGCUUCCCUCUCCAUGGAUGUAAUCGACAUGCUGUUUUCCCGCGGCGAAAAGGUGAUUGAGUUCGACGUGGUCGUGGCCGUGAUCGAAUCCCUCUUACGGACCGGCGUCCGCACCCCCGAAGCUCGACGACUCCUCACUCAGUUUGAGGACCUACUUGGCGAGGCCCAGAUGGACUGUCCGACCGAAGACGAGAUCAUCCGGUUGCUCGACGUGUACGCCCACUACCGCGCCUGGGAGAAGUUCUGGAACGUCUGGCGCAUUUUCCCCAGGUAUUGCGAGCGCAGGACCGAACGCAUGUACACCAAGGUAUACGAGCGCAUUGCAGCGGUAGAUCACCAGGCAAUGGCCACGGACGCUCUGAGAUGGUGUGUGGAGGAAAUGUGGCAUGAACAGCCGCCUGUGCGGGUGACGCCGGCUAUGCUCAAGGCGCUUGAGGCAUGCAUUCGCAUUGCUGACCCGGAGGCAGAGUCUUUGGCAAAGGACAUUGAUGACAGGAUCUCAGACGCACAGUAUAUGGAUCGCGAGUUUGUCCGACUCUGGCUAACUUUGCACGGGUCCGCUGCCUGGGGUGCUUAG
Sordaria macrospora k-hell is the source of this 2118-nucleotide messenger RNA. RefSeq lists its product as uncharacterized. Lineage: Eukaryota; Fungi; Ascomycota; Sordariomycetes; Sordariales; Sordariaceae. Gene Ontology annotation, cellular component: mitochondrion. The record is from RefSeq and is a predicted model, not a curated record. Gene Ontology annotation, biological process: mRNA stabilization; mitochondrial gene expression.